Molecule: messenger RNA, 2049 nt
Organism: Ceraceosorus bombacis
Lineage: Eukaryota; Fungi; Basidiomycota; Exobasidiomycetes; Ceraceosorales; Ceraceosoraceae
Source: the annotation of a GenBank genome assembly
AUGGCUUUCGUCGACCCAGCUCUGCAACACGCUUACGAUGGCCAACGUCUUUACGUGGACGCAGCCGCCACUCUCAAUUCCCUUCCACGCGCUCCAGAAAAGGCUGCACACGGCUUUGAGAUUGUGUGUCUUGGCGUAGGAGGGGGGCCACUGGAGACUGACUGCAGCUGCUACGCCAUCAAGACUAGGGGGACCUCUUGGCUGGACAGUUAUGUGGUCAUCGAGGGAGGUGAGUUUGGUGAGCGAGGAGAUGGACUAGCUGGCGCCUGCGAAUGUGCGGACGCGCAAGAGAUGGAGUCAAUGGCCCAUGUAUAUAAAUUCAGAUUCGAAGCACGAAUCGCUUUGGCACCGAGGUGCAAUACGGUUCCGUUUUGACGCUGAGCAAGUCCUCUCUGUGUGCAACCUAGGCUCUUGGUUGGGUGGCAUGUCUCGUGUCCUCGAGCUUCAAGCGAGUCAUCAAUGUGCCGGCUUUGGCGACUUGGCUCUCUCUUCAUCGCCGCCAUCUCCUGCAAAUGUCUCCAAUCCUAGUGGAUGGACGAGCAAGGCCAGCAGCUCCAGCGUCUCUUCGAAGGUUGAAUAUUUGGCUUCGCGUGCAGAGGCAUUCCUGAUCUCUCACGCGCAUCUGGACCACACGUACGGUUUGAUACUGGCCAGCGCAGUGACUUCACCUCCUAAGCCGGUGUACGCCUUGGAAUCGCCCUUGACAGCUUUUGAGGGCAUCUUUGGCACCGGGGUAUGGCCGAGCGUCGUUCGCAGAGAGCACUCUCCUGAGAUCGCCCAAGGAGUCGAUGCUGGAAUGAAACCACCGCGCACAGCUCAGAGUCAAAAUGCAGCUACUGACACGGGGGUGGGCUACGUGCUACGAGUGUGAGUUGUAACAAAGUCCGAUGGGGAUUGAGAGACGGUCUAAGAGUGUCAUGCGGAUCAUCUAAGUCACCGCACGAGGCCCGUCCCUGCCGGUGCAGUGGCAAGCAACCGUGCGGACAAGUAACCUUAGUCCAUGAGCUUACGUGGCUUUCUCAUUCUUCAUAGUCUGCAACCUCGGCGCUCACAGUCACUCACCAAAGAAAUUUCCGUUCUCGCCUUCGAGCUCUCCCACGGAUUGUGCGCUGCGUGCAAUGGCAAAGGUUCUGGCUCUGCAAACAUCCUUGCUGCAGACCACGCGCACACCGCUUCAGGACCGCACGAAAGGCUGCGGUCCACUGCGUUCUUCGUAAGUUUGGAGACGGCAUGCUGCCCACGUACCACCAUCUUUGUGCUUCUUCUUGCGCUGAGCUCGACGGAAUCGUGUCUCUCAUCGCAGCUCACUAAUGUGGCGACGGGCCAAAACCUGCUCCUUUUCGGUGACGUGGAGACUGACCGCCUCUCACGGACGGAUCUCAACUAUCAGGUGUGGAUGCACGCCUCGGAAGCUAUUUGCCAAGGAAGACUGAGUACCAUCAUGAUCGAGUGUAGCUUCGACUCCUCACAGCCUGAGGAACUGCUGUUCGGCCAUAUGAACCCUGCCGGAUUGUACGAGGAGCUGAAGGUCCUCGCGAGGCUUGUCGCAAUCCGGACAAAUACAGAACACGCCGGCCGGCGGGACAGGGCCCUUCAAAACCACGCCUUUAGUCGGACCACCGAAAUGGACGACGAUUACACGGCGAAGCGAGGUGCCAAGGCGCUCCAAGGUCUUAUCGUGGUAGUCACUCACGUCAAAGCUUCAAUAUCGCCGGCGAAGAGGCCUUCUGCCGACGACUUCAGUGCCGUACAUGUACCUUUGGAGGUAGGACCUCACGACAUGAGGGACCAGAUCUUCCGCGAGUUGCUCGCUCUCGAGGAGAAGUUUGGACUAGGCGUGCGAUUCGUGAUGGCGGUGCAGGGCAUGAAGAUUGGUGAGUCUCGAAGCCCCGAGCCACGUGUUUGCCAGAUGCCCGCGCAGCAUAGCUGGUGCCAACUGAGACGUCAGAAAUGCCCGUGCCGUCUGGGCGCUAGGAUUUCAGGCGAGUCUCAAGAGAUGAUAUGGCUAACCUGACUGCUCAACUUCAACCCUUCCCGUCAGAUUGUUGA